AUGGCACUCGCCAUUCCCCCCCCCCCCCUCCUGCUUUCAAAGCUCGGAAUGAGGCGCAUUCCUCUGCUCCCCAUGCUACAUCAGAGUGCCGUUUGCGUCACGACCCUUCUGCAUCCUCUCACAAGCGUCGCCGCUCCCCCUCACUCUCCCUUCCUCCUUCUCCCUCCUCCAAAGAGCAACCCCCUCGUCGCCACCAUCGUACCUCUAACACGGCCACGCCACAUUCCUUUCCGACCUCCGCUGACAACGCACCUCCCAUUGUCUGUGCAUAUUGCCUUGGCCACCACCCUCAUGACCUCGCAUGUUGUCGUGCCCCCACCUUAUGGAAUGGGACCCCCACUCGUGCCCAACGAAACGCCAAGGGCCAUAUUAUCUACCCCAAUGGGGUCAAAAUCUACAUCAACUGGCAAUGUGCCGGUGGUUGCAAAGCCACCUCCCAUCCCCACAAGCACAAGUGCUCAGGGUGCGGUGGACAUGAUCACGGUGUGCAUGCGUGCAGUCUUGCACAGGCGCUCUAGCCCACUCACUCCCUACCACUCCAAGGCGUGGCUUCAUUUGCUUCGCUCCGCCUCGCUGCUGUCCAAAUACCCUCUGAUCCCACACAGUUUCCUCUGGAACCUUCAAACUCAUAUAGUAACACUUGUCGAAGCUAAGCGCAAGAAGUACUGCCUCGCUCUCAUCGCAUGGCAAGGCUCAUGCACACACGCGCUCCUCGAGGUACAGAAACUGCAUGGUAAGCUCCUACAUGCUUCCUCGGUAAUUCCCGCGGGCCGCGCGUACCUCACCGGCCUCGAGGCCAUGCUUUCCAUCUGCCAUGAUGAACCCUUCAAGCCUCGCACCCCUCCCUGA
Heterobasidion irregulare TC 32-1 is the source of this 849-nucleotide messenger RNA. RefSeq lists its product as uncharacterized. NCBI's taxonomy places the organism in Eukaryota, Fungi, Basidiomycota, Agaricomycetes, Russulales, Bondarzewiaceae. Bases 1 to 849 code for a protein of 282 amino acids. The transcript has 2 exons. The record is from RefSeq and is a predicted model, not a curated record.